Molecule: messenger RNA, 301 nt
Organism: Lottia gigantea (owl limpet)
Lineage: Eukaryota; Metazoa; Mollusca; Gastropoda; Lottiidae
Exons: 3
Source: RefSeq, a predicted model, not a curated record
AUGGCGGCAUCAUGUUUACUAUUUGGUGUUGUAACUGAUAUUAUAACAGCGAUAUGGGUUUAUAUUGGACGAAAUCUCCCCUUUCAUAUUUUAGCUUAUGCCAUGUUCUUCCCUACACUAUUGUCCUUGUGUUUUGUUACCGAUUAUGUCGAAUAUUUCUGGAAAAUCGUGGGCACAGACCAGGUAACAUCAACAAGUUUAACAUCAACUUUAUAUUACACAGUACUAGCAAUUCCAUUAUCAGUUCUACUUGUUUUAUUGUGUGUUGGUAUAGAUUUGUUGUUAGGAUGGGGCACUCGUA